This is a messenger RNA of Engraulis encrasicolus (European anchovy), 1720 nucleotides long. Its product is annotated as zinc finger MYM-type protein 1-like. NCBI's taxonomy places the organism in Eukaryota, Metazoa, Chordata, Actinopteri, Clupeiformes, Engraulidae. The record is from RefSeq and is a predicted model, not a curated record. The transcript has 3 exons. Gene Ontology annotation, molecular function: protein dimerization activity. The coding region runs from base 1 to 1632 and encodes 543 amino acids.
AUGAGGGGACACGACGAGAGAGAGAGUUCUGACAACCCAGGAAUUUUCAGGGGCCUGGUGGACCUAUUGGCUUCAAUCGAUCAGGACCUGAGGCAGCACCUGGACAACGCCACCGUGUUCAAAGGUACAUCCAAAACUGUACAAAACGAACUGUUGGACUGUAUGCUGGCAGUCCUUAAAGAAAGAAUAAUCGAAGAGGUUACAACUGCGCGGUACGUAGCUAUCCAGGCAGACGAGACCACUGACGUAUCCACUCAUUGUCAGCUUGUUCUAGUACUACGCUACAUCGACAACGAGCAUAACGUACAAGAACGUUUUUUUUUCGAGUUCAUGAAGCUGGAAAGGGCAUGUGCGGAUGUGAUAUCGGAUGCUUUGCUGGAGAGGCUGCGCACUAUUCUUCCCGAGGGCCAGGGUGGAAAGUUGAUUGCCCAGGCCUAUGAUGGGGCCGCUGUGAUGAGGGGAGCCACUGGCGGAGUGCAGCGCAAGGUGCAAGACAUCUACCCUACCGCGCAUUACACCCACUGUUACGCCCAUCAACUCAACCUUGUCAUGCAGAAAGCAACUUCUCACAUUCCCCAGAUAAGUCACUUCUUUUCAGAUAUGGGGGGAUUCGCUUCUUUUUUUACCAAGUCGACCAAGAGAACAGCUGUGCUUGAUGAAAUGGUGGCCCACAGACUUCCGAGUGCCUCGUCAACACGCUGGAACUUUAACAGUCGUGCAGUGAACACUGUGUACGAGCACAAGGAUGACCUGGUCAGGUGUUUUCAGACCAUCCGCAACAGCGACGCUUUUGAUGGACAGACAAACAGAGAAGCCGGUGGGUUUGUCCGUAUGCUGGAAGACGACUCAUUCUGUUUCUUCCUCAACCUCUUCCACAAGAUUAUGCCACAUGUCGAUAUCUUGUACAGCCAGCUACAGAGGAGAAACUGUGACUCCAUCUACAUCGGAGGGGCCAUGCAGGCAUUCAUUCGCCGCAUGCAGAAUAUCAGGGAUGCUGUCCCUUUCUUGGUUGGGGAUGAGGAGUACAGGGGACCUGUUCAGGAACCAGCCCCAAAGAGACGGAGAACGUUGGAAGAGGACAGACAGCACCGUUUGGCAGAGGAGGUGUGUGACACCAUUAUGACCCAUGCCACAGAGAGAUUUGCCUUCACCAAACACCUUGUCAGCGCCACUUUGUUGCAAGGAGACCUCUUCCAACAGCACAGGAGAAAGUUCCCAGAUAGAGCCCUGGAAACUACAGUGGAAGCCUAUCCCUCACUGGACAAGGCCAGACUUAAAACAGAACUGUCCCUGAUCUAUGACAAUGAGGAGUUCCAGAAUUGCAGUGGUGCGCUGGCUCUUUACCAGGUUUUGAUGGCAAAUAACCUUCAGGACACUUUCGCCGAAACUGUAAGUCUUUUAAACAUCCUCAUCACCACACCCAUGACAACAGCGGAAUCAGAGAGGUGCUUCUCUACAUUAAACAGGAUAAAAACCUUCCUCAGGAAUACCAUGGCACAAGACAGGCUUAAUGCUCUAGCAAUGCUCUCCAUUGAAAAGAAGAUGGCACGUGGCAUUCAUGAUUUCAAUUCCAGGGUGAUUGAAAAAUUCGCUUCUCAGAAGGACAGAAGAGCAAAAUUCUUAUACAAAUAGGGACUUGCACCAUUUUUUGUGUCUAGAUGUGUGCAGCUGUGAAUGCAGAUACUGUAUUUGUUCAUAAUGUAAGAUCCAUGUACAUUCA